AUGGGUAAAGUUAAGCCAUUAAGCAUGUUACAACACACGAACAAGCUUCAUAUACUAGUUAUUAAUAAUUGGAUUUUUUGAAUAGUUUCAAAAACUAUUUCAAUCCGGCGUUUGCACUGUAUCGAGGGAAGAAGCACGCUGAUGUUUAACUAGAGAUUAAAGUUGCGGCAUAUUGUGGCUGCCUGAUUAUAGUGUGUAUUCACAUGACGUCACGGCAUAAAUUAAUUUUAUACGCCGCCAUGUUGGUGGAGUGAAGUUCCAACAUGGCGGCCAGCGAUUCGAAACUAAACGUAAACAGCGAGGCAGAAAAAGUCAUUAUUCAUGAGAUUCCUUUGUCUGAACAUGCAAAAUCUCUCGAAUACAGAUUGUGGUGUAUUUCAAAUGAUUAAUCAUAUAUCAAAUGAUUCAGAUUGUGGUGUAUUUGCAAUCGCUUUUGCGACAAGUCUUGUUUACACAAUGGAUCGGUCAUCGGUGGAUCCAAAUAUCCCACGAUUUAAUAAUGUACAUGUAUUAAUACAGAUGCGAACUUACUUGUAUGCUUGCCUGAAAGCUGGUCUCAUUACUCUUUUUCCGACGGCUGAGAGCACAAAAUAAAAAAGCUUACACCAAUAUUCAGUUUGCAUUUUUAUUGACUAGUAACUGUUAAAAUUAUUAUACAUAAAACUCUAUCAAAGAUACAAACUUUUUGCAUUUGAAAAUUAUUACAGACUUAAGACUUUGAUAAACAUUAAACAUUUUUGGUGGUCAAGACUGAGAACCUCCACAUGGUGACCACUGGGCAACAGCAUGUUGUGUAAACACGGGGCGGAUUAGCAUACCAGGACCCCUAUAUUGUUUAACUGGACAACAUUUUAUUUUGCAUAUUAUUUGUACAAUGUCAUAUGUUGGUCUGUUAAAGUGUUAAUCUACCCCUGUGUGAUUGCAAACUUUUGCACAACCUUUUGGCUAAUCUCAGCACUUUACACAAAAUAUGGCUUUGUCAAAUCAUAUCUAUGGGACCCUAAAAUAGUUUAUUGCCCUGGCCUACCCCAAGUCUUUGGGUGGCCCAAUCAAUUAGUUAACCCCCACCAAUAAUACAGUCCCAACAGACAUGGUUUUUACAUUGUUUCAUGCUCAUGGUAUUCAAACAGGCCUAGUUGAAAUAAUGAUGUAUUUAUUCCACAUAUCACAAGCCCCCAUGAGAAUUGCAUGAAAUAUUAUUGCUGAGAUUAGCCAGCAUGUCGUGAAACAAACAGGGGUAGAUUUUUUACUUUGCAGCUGCAAAGGGGUCUCUUUUUGACAAAGUACAAUUAAAGUAGCUUACUAUAUAAUCCACCCCUGAUUUACACAACAUGCUGUUGCCCAGUGGUCACCAUGAGGAGGUUCUCAGACUUGACCACAAAUUUUCAAAUGUUGAAAGAAUGUGUUUCUGUUUCUUGGUGAAAACAUAAUUAAUGUUGUAAAAUACUUUACUUCAAUCAAAAGGUAUAUAGUAUGAAGGCAAAGGUUUACUAGUGCAGAGCAAACUUUAAUCAUUCUGUCAAUGAGAGGAACAGCUUCUCUUUUUCUGCAAAUAAGGUAAUCAGUUCAUUCAGUUGGCAAAGUUUAUUGAAGAAUGGUAUAUUUCGGUCUCAGUAAACCAAUAAUUCUUUCGACAUGUAUCCGGACAGUAGCAAUCUUUCUUGUCUGUUCCUUUUGUGAAUGCCGGAAUGUUCAACUAUUUGGCUUGGUGAAACUGAACACUUUCAUGGACAGUGAAACCCUUAUCCGCCAGAACCAAUCACCUGGUAUAAGGUUGUCCAGUAAACCACAGUUCUCAGUCAGAAACGUAUCUGAAUUCCUCCCUCCCCAAGCUUCACUGACAAAGCAAAUUGUACAGUACCUUGUGUUCACAAUAAUUCCAAUUAACACUUUAACAGUGUUAUGAUGCUUGUAACUUGAAAACGUCCGUGCCCUUGCAAGGAGAUUAGUUUGUAUAUCAAUAAAAGUCAGCAGAGCAUGGUUUACCCAGAAAUUAAAACUCGGAUUGAAGCAUAGAAUUAUGACUCGCUUGCCUGAAUGCCAACUGUUGUGGUUGAAACGUCUGUUUGUGUUAUGGGCUUAUGGCCGGCGUUUCUCAAGUUUUCUGGAAAAUUGUCUGCGAUAUCGUCCAUAGUCAUAGGAUCAAAUAGACAUUUAACAACCUCGCCAGGUUCGUUUACUCUCUGUAACUUCUCUUUGACCAUUUCUUCUGUAUUCUCCGGCGACUCCAAUUUAAUAUGGCCGACAGCCAUCUUCGUCGAUUCUUCGACUGCGUUUGGUUCACAAAAUCUCCAUUUCCUCGCCUUGAUUUUUAAUAACUUUCGGCACUCGGCAGAAAGAAAGAUCUUUACGUUUUAGAUUUGUCAUUUGAACUGUUUAAAACUACAAAAAAGCCGGCUUAUUGAGGAAUAUUUCGAACAGAUUUGGCACAGCUAUAGUAAACACUAGUAAAUUCCUCGCACGUGACGCGUUUUACUCCACCAACAUGGCGGACGCUAAAUUCUAGUGACGUCACAGCGGUUCGCGUGAAAACACACUAUAGAAGUAAAACUAUAUCUUUGGUGUUUGUGCGUUGUCACUGUUAGUGUGUCACGUUUCUAUGUUGUGUUUGUGUUUGUGUUUGGCGAAGUUAAACAAAAAAAAUUAAAAAUUUAAAUAUAGACGCACUUACCAAACGCUAGUAAAUAAUUUUUCUAAUCAUAAUCAACGAAGAUAUGAUCGUCUGGAAAUGCAACCGUGAUGAAUAAUAUUUAAUGCGAUUGAGACAAAGGAUUUGUGCACGGUAGGUACAAUCCAACAUCAAACAAAGACCUUCUAUUUUGUAGCUUUGAAGUUUGCCGCGCUGCUAGUCCAUCAUAUCGAUCUUGACAAAUUAUUUUCUAAUCUGGAAAAGGCUCAUCACGAAGUCUGUGCGGUUUACUUGUCCCAUUAUUUCAAAAGGUAGGCUGUCCGUUUACAGAAUCAUUCUCUCCUACCGCAGUUAGCAAAAAGGGACUCCGCAAAAUAUUGACUAAUCAAUUUUCAAAAUAAAUAGAUUAUGCUAUUUAUACGGCAAUUGCUUCGAAGGAAAAUUUUAAUAUUUUUAAACAGUGGGAUUUCAUGCAUGCACACAUAAUACAUAAAUUUAUAAAAUAAACUAUAGAGAGCACUCAGAGGCUGCACAUCUUUAAUUAAUUUCUCCCUGCGCAAUGUGCAUAAUAUUUCCAGAAAUUACCGCAUUGAUACGUUUGGUAGUUGUUGUGCUGACACACAGACACACCCUUACAAACGAGGAGGAAAAUAGAAUUCCCUGGCUCCUGGCGGAGAUAAUAAAGAACGCUCAGCAUGGACAAAUAAUAAUUUAGCUGCAUGACAAUUAGUAGACGCAAGUUGACCAUUUUAGUUACGUGUCAUAACAAAUUAUUUGUUCGCUAUUAGCUCAUGUCAACUUGCAUCUAAUAUAGUGGUUAAGCUAAAUUGGUCUAUUAUGUUUACGUGUCAUGACAAAUUCUUUGCUCGCUAUUAGCUCAUGUCAUCUAACUAAAUUGAUCUAUUGUGUUUAUUACCAAGAGAACAAAUAAUUUUGCAAAACAAAAUUCUUUCUGCUUUGUCUUUGAAAAUCCCAAAAGUUAGGUUUCAGUGAGACACUUCGGCACUCUAUAUCUCGUCAAAACAGCUUGGUACGUACACGUCUAGAUACGUGAUACAUUCGUAUUUAUAUCACACGAGCUCGCUAUCACCAAGGCAUGUGGUACAUCAACGCAUCCCGACAUGCGCAGAGUGUACUGGGCCCAGAAUGCUAAAACGACCACAAGGGAAGUGAACUUUGCAUUAUCGCUAACAUACACCAUUAACAACUCCGCAGAGUGCUCAACAACACCGAGUGAAGCAGCGUACAUAUAUCUACUAGGAUGGGGGCAUAUAUAUAUACACAUAUAUAUAUAUAUAUAUAUAUAUAUACACAUAUAUAUAUAUAUAUAUAUAUAUAUAUAUAUAUAUGUAUAUAUAUAUAUAUAUAUAUAUAUAUAUAUAUAUAUAUAUAUAUAUAUAUAUAUAUAUAUAUAUAUAUAGUAUAUAUAUAUAGUAUAUAUAUAUAGUAUAUAUAUAUAUAUAUAGUAUAUAUAUAGUAUAUAUAUAUAUAUAUAUAUAUAUAUAUAUAUAUAUAUAUAUAUAUAUAUAUAUAUAUAUAUAUAUAUAUAUAUACAGUCUAAAACACCUUGGUGAAACAAUUUCCUGGUUAAUCUAAAAUUAAUCCUGUUUGGGUAACUCAAUAUUGUAAUUUACAUUGCUGAAAGAUGACAACAUUCCAUAUUGAAUUAGUUGUAUAAUUACACCGUCAUGGGGCAUGCUCAAAUAUGCAUAAAUUUACCAGUUCAUUUAUUAUGUUAUACUUCCGUGUUAGGUAUUAGAUGCACCAAUACUCGUCCAAGAACAUAGAUAUACCAACUCGUGUUUUAUCCAUGGACAUGGUUAUUGUUAUAUUCGAUACCUGAUUUACGUAAGUAUAAGGCUAUAUAAAUUUGUAAAGAUUUAUCUCUUUAAACUUCAUUCCUUUAUGAAAUAUAGACCAAUUAAUAACAAAUGAUACAAUAUGGUUGACUCGAUCAUAGCUGUGCGACACUUGCACGAGGCUACCUGCAUUUUCCUAAAUAUGCAGCAUAUAUAAAUUCUUGUGUUACUGGAAAUAUGUUCAACAUUGUCAUUCUCUCACUCCUGGCCUAAGCAAGUGCAUGUGUAAAGGAGACUUUACCGAGAUGGAUAUUUCUACAAAUUAAGAGAAAUGUUCACUGAUUCCAAUAGUGAUAUGCAGUGCUUUACGCGUGUUCAAUAUAUACUCUUAGCAUGUAUAACAUCUACAUUCUGUAAUGUUGGAUUGUGAUGAACAUAAUUACAUGAAGAGAUCUACGUAUUAUAUGUUGUAAAAGAACAAAUAAUAUUCCAAACAAGACAUAGAUCUCAACGGGGAGAAUAUUCAAAUAACAGGAAUUUAAACGAAAUCACACUAUGUGUUAAACCUGCUCUAUAUUGUUCAAAUUUCUGUGACAACAGUGAGAAUUUUGCCGUGGUAAAUUCUAAGUUUCGAAGAUUUGUAAGAAUUGUUUGACGGGAUUGACUCAGUGUUAAACACCGAGUUAGUUCUCUUAAAUGUUUCUUACGAAUUUUUCAAAACAUAAAAUUUAACUAUGCAAAUUUCCAUGAGAUCACAGAAAUUUUGAUAGUUUAAACUAGGCUUUACUAUAGAAGCUAGGACUAUCAAAUUUGUUAGAUAGAAACAAACUUUGUACAACUGUAGGUGUAUUUGGCAUAUUAACGAUACUAACAAAAUUUAGGUUAGGUUUUAUUUUUUCGUUUUAACAAUAUUUGAUCUGUCAGAAUAAUGUUCAAGCAUACAUAUUCGAUGUUUCAUUAAUUUAAGCUUUUAGCCGCACGAUAAUACUUUUCAGAAAAAAUAUUCGUUAUCAUCGAAACCGAAAGUAAUUUUUUAAACAAAGUAAGAUAUAAUCUGAAAUGUCGAUCUCAAGAAUGUUAAAAAAAUCAAAUAACAUUCCAAAACAAAAUGUUAAUCCCGCUUUGUGUUUUCAAGGGUCACUGUAGCUAAAACAUUCUUUUGAGUGUCAAUCUUUCUCCUGCUUUUCUCACCGUUGAUGUGAGAUGCAGCUGAUUGCGAGUGCUUUUGUUUUCAUGAACAUUUGGUGUUGUAGGUAUGAACGUCGGCACUAGUAUAUACUGGAAUAGGCUGCCAAAUAUGCGCGGCAAUUCCCUUUUGUGCCAUAGGUGAAUUUUUUUGGGGCACACAAAUGGUAAGAUUAUGUACUGUGAGAAUUCCCAACAUAUGAAUUUAAAUAUAUGGUCAUCCGAUUUUUAUACAGAAGGAAUACUAGCUCCUUUGUUAACGACAUCUUUAUGUGAAGAAGCGACAAAAUUCAGAAUACUUAUACUGUAUCGUAGAGCGCCGAUUUGUAAUAAUGAACAGCGGUCCAUAUUGCCAAUUUAUUUACUUUAGAAGAUUCUCCAUUGUACUAUACAUCAUACCUAAAAGUAAUAAGAACAUGUUAGAUUAGCCAAGGUGACGCCAGACCGCAACAAGUCAAUUACUCCGGGACUGAGUUUGGACAUACAAUAACGGCUAAUAGCAGCACCUGACAGGCUGCCGCCUGAGUUGUGUAGUAUUAAACUUGGUACAGAUAGUUGUGAAUGCUCUUUUGAAAUUCGUUUUAUGCAUUGGACUCGAAGUUUUAUCAGGGUCUACGCUCACCCUUUUAAAUAGUGUGUGUGUGGGGGGGAGGGUGUCCGGGGGGAAGGGGGUUGUAAGUGAAAUUUUCCGAGUUAUUUCCACUAUCCAACAUUAAAAAAAUUCCAAUUAACUAAUAUUUUACUACCAAUAUUUAAUGCCAUAUAUAGAAUAAUUUGUCGACUAAACGUGACGAUUUGAGGGUGUUCCUCCCCCUCCUACUCCGUCCCUAGCGGAGCGCCUGACUUUUAUUCGACAUUUUACAUCUUUAGCUCGCGUGUCAUGUUCUGGAGUAGACGUUUCUUCUUUUUGGGUCUCGCUUCAUUCAUUUCGUCGAUUCGCAAAUGUGUGUUUUGUGGACAGCAGUUUCAUUUCGUGGAGUUGAACGUUCGGUAUUUAUUGUCAGUCGGUAAGUUUUAGGAUUUAGGAUUUUAUUAGGAUUCGCACAUUUAUACAUAAAUACACAAAAUACAUAAAAUAUUACAAAAAGCUAAAUACCAUAGAUUACAUUAUAAGCGGUUAUGAAAGUAACAGUUGUGCACAGUGGCUUUCGAGUUGACCCCUGCAAUAAGUUAGUUAACCUAGUUCACUAGGAGCGAGAUAGAUGAUUUGAGGUAUUUAAUUUUGUGAAAAAAGUAAAAAGUGCGCGAAUUUUUUCCGAAAACUUGUAACUGAGCUUGCAAGUUUAAUUUUAGAAUCAAUACUUUGCCAUUUUUUCGAAGAGACAAAAUCGAAUGUAUGAACACCAUAAUUAGUUCGAGCUCUUGGUCUACUAAAAUUUUGGUUAUCAGCAAAUCUGGUGUUGUACGAAUUGGCAUGCGGAGUCAAGCUGGAUAGUUUGACCAAAAACAACAGGAAUAUUAGAUUGAUCAUUAAUAAUCUUGCAUGUGAAUAUAUCAAUUUUUAACUUAAAUUAAACAUGUUAUUAAGCUUCAGAAUAUUUAGAAUAUUGUAAUAUGGCGUAGCAUUUUCUCUCAUGCUUUUUAUACAUGCAUUCUGACAGGAUUUCAAUUUGCUAAGAACACUUGUGUAUGUAUUACCCCAACUCAUUAAGCCAUAAUUAAGAUAAGGAUAUAUUAGAGUAUAAUAAAGUUGUUUAAGUAUCUUUAAAUCAGUGUAAUAUAUAUCUAAGUAUUUUUAAUAUACCUAAAUUUUUAGCAAUUUUUGAUUGAACAUGUUUUAUUUGAUACUUCCAGUUUAAUUUAUUUUCUAUAUAUAAGCCCCUAAAUAUUGUAUACAAAAUUUUUCUUCAAUAUUGCUACUCGUUACAUGACUUAUUUUCUUUGUAGAUGUAAUUACCAUAUAGUUAGUCUUAUUGUAGUUUAUCGAAAUUUUAUUUAUAUUACAAUGCUGUAUAAAAUGAUGUAGUUCAUCAUUCAUUACUCGUUCAAUUUCAUCUAUAGAUAUAUGCGAAUAAAAUAUAUUCGUAUCGUCAGCAAAUAUUCGAAAAGAAAACUUUUUUGAACAGUUAGGCAUGUCAUUUACUCAUUUAUAUACAAUAUGAACAGCAAAGGCCCCAAUGUUGAUCCCUGAGGGACUCCAUAUAUCAUCUUUUGCUGUUCAGAUUCAACGUUAUCGAACUUUACAUAUUGGUAGGGAUUAGUUAAAUAAUCUUGAAACCAGAGCAGUGUAUUCCAUAUCUAUAUAAUUUGGAUAGUAAAAUUUCGUGAUUUACAGUAUCGAAAGCUUUAGAGAACUCCAGAAAUAGUCCACAUGUUACUUCGUUCUUAUUAAUUGACUUUUUGAAAUUAUCCGUUGUUUCUAAUAUUGCCUGUUCUGUGGAAUGCCCUUUUCUAAAUCCAAAUUGAUAAUCGUAAAUUAUGUUGUGCUUUGUUAGAAAACUUUGCAAAUCGAUAUAGGUCUAUAGUUAUUUGGAUCCGUGACAGUCACUGCAGGGAUAGAUUCUUAUGAGUUCCAAAUAGCACUGCUUCAGUUUACCUUCGCUGAAAUUUAAUACGAUGAGUCGUAUAUCGUGUAAAUGGACCGUUACUUGUUUCGCAAUAUAUGUUUCUGUUGAGCAACUAAAAGUCAAAAUUUCACUAUUUCCCAGGAAACAUUUUCCACCAGCUAGAAACGCAAAAAAAUGCCAGCAACUAUUAUACAUGAUCAUGCAAGUGAGAUUAAAAAAUGUAACCAUUGCAAGAUACGUUGCAAAGUGGGGCAGCGCUUUAUGCCCCAUUAAUUAGGUCAGACGGUAUUAAUUCAAAGCUGAGCUGUGUUUUCCCCGAAGUAGUUAUAAAUAUGAUAUGUUCAUGACAUUCAAUGCAGUUUGGUGCGUUAAAGAAGUUGACAUUUCCAUAGGGCACAUGCGUGUCAUCCUGUCGCUAACCGACUUAGUCUAUUGUUUGUAUUCACCAUGCAGUCGCCUAAGCCGUGCAGAUCGGUAUCUGGUUGGUGGGGGGAGGGGGUGGGGAAGAAAUAAAAAAUUGGGCCCCUUUCCUUUCGGGGCCCCUCAAACCUUUUUCGCCCUCAAUGUUUCAGAAACUUUCUUAAUAUUUAACGCGUUCCGCAAUUUCAGCAUUUCGAUUCCCCCCUGGGAAAGUUGGGCUCCUUUUUUGACUUUUCUUUUGAGUGCGUGUUUCACCCCUCCCCACAACCACACUCUCCAGUAGUUCCGACCCUGCCAGUCACCUGAAUUUCGCUCUCAUUUCGACCUUAGUGUAAAUUUGAUCUUUUUGUUUCUUUCUAAAGGCGAUGGUUUUCAUGAAAACUGAAUAUUUUCACGAAAUGCCAGAUACGUUCUAUCACGACGUGACGAAUUUACAUCCAGCCAGGUUUGUAUACAUCUAACAAGGUAAGUUCAUUUCAAACCUUUUGAAGGCUGCUCAAAACUGUUAAUACCAUAUAUGUUCAUAUUCUAUAUAAUAUACAAAUUAAUAAAAAUUUUAGUUUUAUAUAGAAUUAAAGUAUUAUUGAUGAAUAUGUGCUGUCCAUUCUUCUUCUAUUUUAGCAAACAUGAGUCAAUCAGUUUGACAAUCCAUGUCUGCAAUUCCGGUUUAUUACGAGAUUCUUUGGUCCAAAUAUAUACACUGCAAUUUUUGUAGGAAGGUAUUGUCCUGAUACCUUCCUGAAAGUUAUUUGUAGAUAACUUUCAAUUUUAGACUCUGUUGUUCUAAAGUCAAGAUUAAAUGGCAGCAAUGAAAAAUAAUUUGCUUCUUUUUGAGAAAUUGCAAAUUAUUUUAUAAUUCAUUGCUGCAAAAAUCUUAAAUAUACUUUAGAACAUAAUAUUGGCGAUAUUUUUGCAAUUGUUCGGCAUAUUCGGUGCGGUUUUUAUAUGUAGGUUCCAUACUACACACUUCUUUCCAGUGACAGUAAAUCGUAAUCUUUAGAAAGAUCAAGCGACAUCAUUAAAAUCGUAUGCCGUGUGUUCUUUCUUUUAUUAUUUCUGCAGACAUAAAUGAAUGUGAAAGCCCGUCUCUAUAUUCAUGCUCUACUGGAUUUGAUUGUGCCAAUACUAUCGGCUCCUAUACAUGUGUUUGCGAAGGAAGGAUCAGAAAUAGUGAUGGUGCAUGUAUUAAAGGUUUGCCUUUUCAUAUCUUUUUGUAAACAAUGUAGCUGAUUUCUAACAGAAUCAGUAUGACAAAAUAUGAAAAUCACUGUUAAAUUAAAUUACUUGUAAAUCCCUUUUGGAAGAAAUAUUUAAUAUAUAGAAUAGAUUUGCCAUUCCACUCUCGUGCAAUGCCCGUGUCAACGUUUGAUGCGGAUGUAGCCUGGGGCGAAUUUGCUUUUGGUGAAAAUUGAAGAACAAAAAAAUCUAUAACUACUCGUAAAAAUACGGUAGCUGCAGCUAGCAAUAUAUUGUUGAUAGGCUAUUAUGUACAAGUCUGGUGCAUUGCUCAAACCUCUCGUAACAUCUUCACUUGGGUUCCAACCAUUUUUUUAUUCGCAGUAGUUACUUAGUAAUUGAAAAAAACGGGAUAAGUAUAUUGAGACGGCUAGCUGCCUUUCUUCCUUUAGGACGUGAAGUAAGUACCCCGACGUAUGAAAGUAAUUUGAUUUUGUAUUUCAGGUUUUAAACGCCAUCGUGUAAAUAUGCGCCUGAACGAAGUCUACACAAGUGCACUUGGUAAUAAAAACUCUCAAGAGUUCAUAGAUUUUGAAAAAAAGAUAACAGCAGCGGUUUGUGGAUUCUUAAUAAUUUAUUAACAACAUUUUAUUCUUACAGCCCCUAGUAUUAACUUUUUCUAUUCGCUUUCAAACCUGCGAUUAUUCAGACAGUCUUAUUUUCAUUUUUUUGUGCAAUACCAUUCAAUGUGCAUAAUUCGUCAUCGCUAGAAAUCUCGGGCAUUUGAAUCCCGAAACAUCCCUUACGUCUAUGUCCCUUAUUACUCCUUUCGAUCCCCGAAAUUUAUUAUUCUAAAUAUAACUAAAAGCAUUAUUAAAAGAUUACAAAAAGGAUUAUGACAAAAUGUAAUCGUACUAAAAGGAUUACAAAAUGUAAACAAACAAAGAACAGAAGAAAAGAGCUUUCGAAUGAUAUAUGUUGGGUCAUUUUUGCCUAAAAAAUCAUCGCCAGACCGCAACAUUAGAACCUGAUGAUCGUGUCCAAUAAACGAACCUUCGAUUUUAUGCAAACUUGGAAUGAAACAAAUACACAUUGAGACCACAGAUUAAGAUAUGCGAACAAUUGUUUCCGAUACUAAUAUCUGCAUAUUAUUUAAAUAUUACUGCACAUUUUUAAGUUCAUCGAUCAUUAAGCCGUAAUUUGACUUUGUAAAAUGUGGAUUAUUGUCGUUUUGAUAAAUUAGUUAGAAAUCCUGCCGCACAUUUAAUUGCGUUGUUGCCCAGUUUUAAGUAUCGUAAAUAAUCAUUAUAUUUUAUUAUUGGUUUUAGUUUUCUUUCUUAUUUCCUUGUUUAGUUCACGGAAUUUUGUUUCCACAAUGCACAAUUUUAAUUUAGUAUGAUUCUUAAAAUAUAUUUUAUGUUAAAAGUGGAUAACCAUCUACAUUCCAGAUAAAAUUUGAAAAUAAGAGCGAACAUGGGGACUGGGGCGAGAAUGCAUGCUGUAUUCCAAAUGUCCGUGAUUUCUAGCGAUGACUUUAUUUAUCCAGAACUUAGUUCGAGUUUCAGCAACCUUUAUAGGUAGAAACUAGUAUAGCAGUGAUUUUUUUUUCUGUGUUGGUGUUGUGUACUCAGGGCUAGUAUUCCAAAGCUUGUAGGUUCGAAUGCCACCGUGGCCGGGCAUAUUUUUCAAGCUCGCCCGGUGUGGAUAUGCACUCAGAGUAACAUCGCAAACAUAGUAUAGCAGUGUUUAGCCAUUUCACUGGCGGGUUUUUUAUAGACAUUCGUCAAGGUUUUUGGUCAGAGACAAAAUUCGUCACAAAAUUUCAAUGGUCUCAUUACCUAUCUUUAGUUGCAGUAUUUAAAACCGUAGUGCAAAUUUCUCACAAUAAUUGCAGGCUACGCUUUUUUAUUGGCGUGUUACCAUAGGCACCCGUGAGAGGAGAACGGGGGGCAACUGCCCCCUUAGAACACUGUGGAAAUUAGGCUAAAUGCUAGGAAAAGUCAGUAAAAUUCAGGCAGAUAUAUCAGAAAAUAUUCACUAAAUUCAAUUUUACAUUUAAAUUUGGGCAAACUUUCAAUUGCCUUCCUCAGAAAGCAUCCGCCCCGUAUAUACCUAUGCUUGAUUAUACGUUUAAUUCCCCCCUCCCCCACCUUUGUGAAAUUAGUAUUGAAAUCUUCUACGUGUCUCCAUAUUAUUGGCCAGAAAAAAUACUAUUGUGUUUACAGACAACUUUCAACCAAUUUAGCCAUGCAGUUUCAGAAUCAAUACAAUUUUUUAAAUUGACUACUUAUAGCUUGACUUUCCGUCUGCAUCCUUCUUCAAUGCCCUCACGUCGAAUGUAUGUUUAUCAAUAUAAGUGACUAUGUGUAUAUAAAAUAUUCUUUUAGAUGGUUAAAAUUUACGCAAACAAUGAUAAUUACUUUGGGGUGGAAGUAGAAAGACUGACGUAAGUUUUAUUCGAGGCUGUUAAUUGGCCCUUGACGUUCCAUAGAUUUAUUUUGGAAGUAUUUUUUUUCUUAAUAUUAGUGUGUCCGCUAUGGCUUAUAGUAACUCAUCAAAUGAAACAGCUCAAUUAAUAUUUAACCAACAAAUAUUUUCAAAUAUAUAUAGCUACAAGCCUUAUGAAGAUUUUUCUGUACUUCACUUGAUUGAAACUAAACAUUUGAGUAGACGGACAAUCUAAGUGACGAUGUAUACACACUAGUUCUACACAUAACCAGAAACGGUUGCGAAGAGUGCAUGACCAUGCAGGUCUUCUGGCAAGAAAUAAACCUGCGGCGCUGCAAUUCUGGCGCAGUGCGCUAACCAACUGAGUCGCAACCGUUCCUGGUUAGGUAUAAAAAGUGUGUAUACAUCAGUAUAUGAUAUUAUGGGGAAAAUGGGGAAAUGUUUUCAAAUACAGUUGUUUUGUGUUCAAUGUUAACGCCUGAUCCGUGCUUUGGUUGGCUGGGGGUAUUUGAUUGGAUGCUAUGGUUCUAUAAUUGGAGGUAGUGAUAUUACUGGUGUUUAUGGAUAUGACAACGCGGCUAAACGUUGGAUGAGUUUAAUUAAGUCAGUAUUAUUACGUAAAUGUUGAAAUUGAAGGAAGGCUGUAGGAACGUCAUAGGGAUGACGAAUAAAAUAUAAUUAGUAUAUAUUCGGUAUAUAAUACUUAAAUUGUGCAAUCAGAAAACUAAGUUUGUGCCACGUUAGUAGGAAAUUUAUAAUCGAAUCACGCCUAACAUCGUCGUAUUUGACGUAGCGGGUGAGUUCAAUCCAAUUACACAGGCUGGUCCAAGAUGAUAGCAACGCAUUCUCCAAGAAAAAAUCAAAUACCCCCAAUCAACCGAAGCACCAAUCAGACGCUACCGCUGACGUGAAAGAGAAAAGAACGCAAAGAACAGCGUCAAAUAGAAAGCUGUAUUUUGUAUCGUACUUGUGAUUUAAAUAUUCAUAGUCGUUGAACAGCAUUGUUCAUUUCAAAUUGCACAGGAAUGGAAGCGUUAUCGCAGAUUUGGGGAUAACAUUCACGGAUACAGAUACGACAGGAAUCAGUGACUUACUGGUGGCAGUCAGAAAUAAUUCAUUUGGUGAUUUUAAAGUUGACCCAGAUGCUGUUACAGUUGUUAUCACAGGUAAAUGGGUUACAAAACGCCCUGUUCGUGGAACGGGGAAAAUCAUGACCGCGAUUACAAACUGAUAAUAAAUUUUUUUGAAAAUAUUUCAAAAUUGCAUUGGAUUUAUUCGCGUUUUUAGAAGCACGUACUAAAUAGGAAUAUAAAUUUAGACUAACAUAUGAGGAUUUUAGUUUCUAAUUUCUCUUUAGCCGCAUGUGAGAAAUGUUCCUCAACUUUAAUUCUAUCAUAUUAUAUCAAGAUAUGAUGUCUAGAAAGUAAACAGAAUAUAAGUCAUUGUAUUAUGGUUUUGUUUGAUCAUAGCCUAUUGAAGGAGAGAUGGCUGUGAAACUCAUUAGAAUAACAAUAUAACUCGUUAUCUAUGUUAGGGCUGUUUAUAUGGAAGCGAGCCAGCCCGGGUACCCGAGCUGGCUCGCAUCCCCGAGAUGAAUUUCACCAUGCGUUUACAUGAAACUUACAUGAAGGGCUUGCUCUUCUUGUUCUAAUUUUUUUUGGCGUAAACAACUCCAUAUAUGGACGUUGGUUCCUUAUAUGAGAGUUGUUUGUGCAUUCUGAAUUAUUCUAAUUAUUUGCGAAUGCCUAUUUGCUAAAUUUCCAGCCCUACUAGGAGGGCUAGCCCUCCCUGUUGCGUUUAUAUGGAAAACUACCCAGCCCGUUUACCCGAGUUCUCGGGUCACACGAGGCGGGACCUCGGUUAGGCGGGCCAGCUCGGUUCUAAUAUAAACGCAACAUGAAAUUUAGUAGGAAAUAUUAACAAAGACGGGAUCCCGCCUAAAGCGAGCUAGCUCGGCUACCCGAGCUGGCUCGCCCCAUAUAAACAGCCCCUUAGUCAACGUUUAUUCAUAAUUGGUUAGUUGGGCAAAAAUACAAUACGAAAGUGACGGCGAAGCACCAAAUUUAUGAAUAAACGUUGACCAACAUAGAUAAUGAGUUAUAUUGUUAUUCUAAUGAGUUUCACAGCCAUCUUCCCUUCGAUAGGCUAUGAUUUGAUUUAUGUUAAUAAUAUGUCCACAGUCACGAUGAUUGAGCUUAUUGUCUUUUUGUAAAACGAAGUAAUCGUUCAAUAAGGACAGCUGAGAUCAUAGUUAAUAGAGGAGAUGGUUUGGGAACUCGUUAGCAUUACAAUAAAAUCACAAUAAACCUCAUUAUCUAUGUUGUUCAGGUUUAUGCAAAAAUGUAGUCUUUCAUCGUCACGUGCGUAUUGUAUUUUUCUCAAGUCAACCAACAGGAAUGUUCAAAAUGUCUUAUUGUUAAAGUCAUGGAUGGGCAAUUGGACAAAACCGUUGCUACUGGCUGGUUGAGCAAAAAUACAAUACGCACGUGACGAUGAAAGACCACAUUUUUGCAUAAACCUGAACAAAAACAUAGAUAGUGAGGGUUAUUGUAAUGCUAAUGAGUUUCCAAACCAUCUCCUCUAUUAACUAUGCUGAGAUGAAACGAUGUUUUGGUGAAGAUGAUUGCACUACCUGUUCAUACUUUUAGGUAUAGAUAAGUUAUCCAAAACAAAUGGAUCUAAACUCAAAUAUGUUUACAUCUCACAGGAGCAUGUCCAUCUGAUGAAUGUCCUGGAAAUUCAACAUGUAAACAAUUGACGUCUGACACAAUAUCAUGUCCUUGUAAUAAAAGAUAUUAUUAUGACGGAGUGACCUGUAUAGGUACAGUGUUUUGUAGAUAAAAUCUUCUAAUUAAAAAGCAUAAACCAUGUCGUGGUAAGGUAAUAGGAAUUCAUUAUAAAUAUCCGGCAGAUUUGUCGACUGCAGAAUAUAAUGCUGAGAAAAGACGAUUUUCAAAUUUGCUGUAUCGGAUGAUUGGUUCCGUUUCAUUGAUGAAACCUUUUGACACUUUGCAUAAUACGCUGUAUGUUUAUGGUAUAGCCAUUUUAAUAAAAUUUGCGAUAAUUUUAAAAUAAAUAAAUUGAAUGGACUUCUUCAGUGCUAGAUAACUGGUCUCAGAUCUUUCAAUAUUCCGAGAAUACCUAAAUGAUUUCAACUAACAACAAACUUGGCUAAUUAUCGGAAACUGGAUAGUCAUAUUCUCUCUAAAAUUUAAACAUCGUCAAGUGUAAUAUUGUCUGUGCGUCUUCUUGGCCAUGGCCAUCGUUAACAUUUCAUGAAUUUAAACGAAAUGGUAACAAAAAUAUGUUUGCCUAAUUUGAAAAAAAUGUUAUGACCAUUUACACACCCUUUUUGUAAGUUCUCCGAAACUAUCUUUGUUUAAUUAAAUGACGUCACCAACCGGGGUAAAUAUUUUAAAAAUAAAAGUAUUAUCAGCGGAAAGAUUAUGCUUUCAUUUACAUUUUUCGCGUACAUUAUGCUUUGAUUUUAAAACAAGAAAUAGUAAAAAAUAGUAUUUAACUUUUUAAAAAUCCGCUGAGAAUUGCUCACGAUACAAAAUGUUACUCUAGUUGUGACGUCAAGCAUAUUCGACGAUCGAUACACAUAUCUAAGAUGGCGAAAUGCAUACUGAUUUCGUUUUGAAAUUAUAUCUUUUCUACCGAGAACGAAAAAGAAAAUUUGUAAAAUGGUUGAAAUUUAGUGAAUCCUUGUAGCGAAUAGGAGAAACUUAAUUUUUAUGCUCUUUCCCUUUAACUUAAUCAAAUUUCUUUUUCUAAAUUAUCACUGAUAUUCAUGCAAUAGCAAUGCUAUUGACUAAAUUACCGAUUGGGUUUUCACUAAUUUCAGAGUUUAUCGUGAUAGUAGUUGAAUUAUCUUUGGAAAAUACGUUUACUGAAGAGUUAAAGAACACGUCUUCGCCAGUUUAUCAAGAGUUGGAAAGAAACGUCACUGCAGAGGUAAUUAAGCACAACCUCUCGUACCCAGACUCUUUCUUCUAUGCUCCCAGCUCGCUUGAGCAAAGACCCUGAGCCACACUGGUCACGUGUUACUCAUAUUUGUGGAGAUAACAAAUGUUUUAAAUGAGGGCAGGUGCAGGCUAAAUUUGUUUUCCCGGUCUAAUUGCCAAUAUCAAUUCGAUAAAGUUCGGAGCAAGUGUAAUUGAACUCAUAUGAUGACUCAUAUUUAUAUGCCACGCUUCUAGGCAAAGUCUUUGACCAUAGCGAUUGUUUGUGGGAAGUACUUUAGAGUUUUCCCACGCAAUUUCGUGUUUCGUGUAACAUACAUGUUCGGCUAAAGCUGAUUUUCCCUUGUCUAAAGUUGAAACAGCCUUUUGAUGUUCUUUUAGUCGUGUACCAAACUGGCGUUUAGACUGAUCCAAAUACUCUUUGUCGCAGUCACCGCAUGGUAUAGAAUAUAUAGCAUGAGUCUUCUGAUUUGUUUCAACAGUAUCUUUUGGCUUUGCGAAAAUAUGGCCUAAAGUCAAAUAAGACAACCUUAAAAUUACAAUUACUUAAGAUUCCCUUGAUUGCUUCUGUGACACCUUGAAUGUAUGGAACUAUUGCAAUACCCUUAACAGAUGUAUCAGUCUCGGAGUUAUUUUGGUUCCUACAAAUUAAACAGAUGGUCUCAGUCAAUCAUUAAGAAAACGCUUUGGGUAAUUGUUUUCCCUUAAAACAUUUAGAACAUCUUCACGUUCAUUAGCUUAAGAAUCACUGUUUGACGGCUACGAUUUAGCUCUUUGAAGCAAAGUUGUUUCUACGGAUCUUUUGUGGCUUACUAGGUGACGAGAUGAGAGUCGUAUGACAAGUAUUUGUCUGUGUGUCUGUGGAUUUGAUAUAAAAGUAAUUGCACACAGUAAUUACCACAAACAAUCGCUAUGGUCAAAGACUUUUCUUAGAAGCGUAGCAUAUAAAUAUAAGUCAUCAUGCUUUGAAUAGGGAUGACGGUGCCUAUUUGCCAGAAGAAUAUAUGCACCUUCUUGGCAGCUGCCGUCAUCCCUUGGGGUAUUUAAGAAGCCACGAUCGCAGUUUUAGAUCACCCCUGAUGAAGACACUAGACUGUCGAAACGUUGGGUCUUGAUUACAAUUCGACUGGGCUUUGUAAUCAUUUAUUUAAACCAGAGUAGCGAGCGAAACAUGAUUGAUAUACCUGGUUGCAGCGAACCAACAAACUUUUCAACCGUUCAAGUCCACAUGUUUUUGUUGAAUUUCAGCUUUGCCUUCAUACCGACAAACGGUGGACGGCAAAGGAAAAAAUAAGUCAUCAUAUAAGAAUAUAUAAGGAAUAGAGACUAAAUGAACUUGCUAUUUUAAAACCGUAACUAUGAAAACGCUUGGUAUAAGAAAUAAAAUAUGAAGCGAAGAUGUUUAAGGGAAAAUUCUGCGUAGAAAACGUGGCUCAGACUGACUCUGACUCAUAAGAAUAUAAAGCUUUUUCCGGCUAAAAAAAGAACUGCGCAAUGUACAUACACUUUUAUGUAAUCAUUGAUCAUAUUCCACUAUAAGAGAAAAACAUUGCAGAAACAAUCGAUUGCAAAUAAAUAUGCUCCUAUAAAUACCUCAAAUAAAGGAUUUAUUAUAGAGAAUAUUGAGCCAAAUACGCUAUUUAUUAAUGCUUAUUUAUUCUUCACAGUGAACAUGUGCAGUUCAUAAAUUUAGAAAAUCAUAGUAUACUCGACUUUCGUUCACAGGGGCGACAUGUUCACAUACUAAGCAAAGCUAGACCAUGUAAAAACAAUUUUUUUCACAAUUUGGGAUAGGCCAGCAAAAUUGGAAAAUCGACCACAAACUUUUUUACGCGAGCAAUGGUUUGUAUAAUUGCUAGUUCACAGAUACAAAAUAAAAUUUAACCAUGACUCUCGUUAAGUAAAUGUUCUGCCAAUUUCAACACUGAACAACAAUUUUCUACAAGAUUCUGCCGUUUCUUGUUGAUAUAAAACUGAACCCGUGCAAGUCUGUGUUGUUGAGUUAGACGAGUGACAUCUAUUGAUUAUAUACUAACGUUGAAGAGAUUAAAUUCAAACGUCCAGCCAGCUUUCGACCAUUUUGGCCCUUACAGUAACCGUUUACCGCCAUAACGUUUUCUAAGAAAAAUACUGUACAUGCUAACAAAAACUUCGUUUCAUGGUAGUUCUUUGAGUUCUUUAUUUAUACUUCUUAUACUGUUUACAACUCAAACGUCACAUUUUAUUUAUCUACCAACUGUGAGUCCCAAUUGCUAUCUCCAAAAUUAUGGGUGACACGUAACCAGCCUGGACCAGGGUCUUUCUUCUCAAGCGUGAAGCGUAGAUAAAAAAAGCUUGAGUACGAGGUUGAUUUGAGCCCCUCAGUUGGCAUCUCCAAGUUGGCAUCAAUAUUUUUGCCUGUUAUUGAUUAAUAUGACGAUAAACAGUUGGCUGUUAGCUAAUAAAAAACAUGAAUCUUUCAAAAAAUAAUAGUCUGAAUUGACUCAUAUUGUUAAAUUUCUUUGUUUAGUUAACUGAAAUAUUUAAAGACACACCAAACUUUAAAGAAAUAGUUAUUCUGGGAUUCAGGUAAUCUUUAAAAAAUGAGUACGAACAUACAGUGUUUCAACUUUUUUAAAUUCCUUUAACUACUCCGGAACAAAGUUUUUGAAACGUAUGGACAUUAUAGGAAAAGUUCGUAGGCUAGUUAUUAUUAUGUAAAUUAAAGUCACUAGUGCGUAGCCAAGGAUGGAAUUCUACAAUGUCAGUUAGUAGAUUGGAAGAUGUUUCCUCAUGUCGCAUAAACAAGUUUUUUUCCCGUUAUCCUGUUAAAGUAGUAAAGUUAGAUGUCAUAUCAUGGCUGAUUUGACUAGGUAAAAUAUAGCCUAAGGUCAUACUUUAAAUUGAUCUCUGAAGGAAGACCAUAAUAUCGAAUGAUUAGGUCGCCAUUGGUGUUUGUUUGGGGACGGCGUACGAGCCAAAGUGCGAUAUUUAACAAUUAUUGAAGGAGGUUCAUAUAAAGAAUUAUCAGCCCUCAAGUUUGUGUUAACUAUGCUGAAGGCUCACGUUGAUGACACAAACUAAGAGCUUGAUAAUUCUUCAUAUCUUGCGAAAAUCGAAUUCAGUAAUCGUUUCAUUAAUAUUUAUUUAAAAGACGAAAAGACAACCGCGCCCGAGGGUUUAUUUAGUCGAAAUAAUAUAUCAUGUUCUUUUCCCACUUGCAGAUUUUUUCUUUCUUAUUUAUGAAUUUUAAUCUUUUGAACCGAUGUAAUUAGUCGUUGACCGCUAAUUAAAAUUGAUCUUUUUAAUAAAUCAUAAAUAAGUAGUACGUUCAGAUGUUCAAAACCAUUUAUGACUGGCUUGGUUGGCUUCCAUUAUGCCAAAAGUCCAUAAUAUUUGGUCAGCUAUUGAGUUAAUAUGAGGGUUUCAUAAUUGGUAGUCAGCCAAAUCACAAAACCUCGAACAUUUCGAACAGUCGAGACUUUCGACAUUUGUAGCCUAUGUAUGCUUCAUUCUUGCAGGAAUGGGUCCACCAUUGUGGAUUUUGAGAUUAAAUACAGAGACGAUCCAGGAGAAAACAAGAAAACUGUAGUUGCAGAAACAGUAAAAGAGAAAAUUAUUAAAACUGGGAAUCUUGGAAAUUUUAAGCUAAAGAGUGUUCAAAUUCAAGGUAAGAACCAUUAUGUGCAUGGCUUUCUUGAUUGAAAAAGCGAGUUCGUUCACCAUUAUAAAUGUAUAUACAUGCAUAGUGGACUAUAACAUUUUUGGCAUGACGCCAUUAAAAAAUAUCUCUACCGUAAUUGAUCCGCCUCCUGUUAAUAUGAACCCCUCUCCCCGAACUGUGGUCGUAUUACGAGGUUCCACUGUAUAGCGAGGGUCAAAAAAGUUGUAUUUUUAAUUAAAGCGGAUUCACACUACACAAGUUCUGCCAAAAACUGUCGUAUGUAACCUGCUUACAACUUGAGUUGUAUUGUGCAAAUGAAGCAACUUACCUACGACAACGUAGCGGGGUUGUGUCAGUGCUUCAGUUACAUAAUACAACGGAUACACGGGCAAUAUUUUUCUGGCGAUGGCAAUGCAAUGGUGGUAAAAUCGUUGCAUUGCCGUCGCGAGAAAGAAAUUGUUUGUGUAUCAUGCUUUGCGACGGCAACGCAAUGCUGCGCGCAAUCGUUGCCGAAAUUUCAAAUUAUUUGAUUUUUGGCAAUGAUUGCCGAAAAUUGGGAGGUGUGGUCAAGGAAGGUCAAGGUUGAUGAGUGACACGUUUCUUGACCAGCCAAUGGAAAGCGUUAUGAUAACAUACAUUGCAGGUGAAAUAUUGCAGGUGUAGCCACCUUGUGCGACGGCAACGCAAUGCUGUUAUCACCCAUUGCGUAACCAUCGCAGUAAAAAUAUUGCUCGUGUAUCCGAAGCUUAAGCAAAUUGCAUGCGACAGUUAUGGAAUGUAAUCGGCCAUUAAGCUCUUAAUGUUUAGUUUUCUUGAUUUAAAUAUUUCAAAUUUGUUGCAUGGAUAACUGUAAAAUUAGGUUAUGUUUACCAGAUGUUUUGUCACCACCUGAUCUCGCAUUCAUGAUAGUUAUUCAAUCCCACAUUUGUUCUAUCGUUGACAGUUUACGAUCGCUUAAGAAAUUCACAUAAAAACUCAUGGAUUAACGCUUUAAUGUGGACGUGUCUUUGAUAUCGAAUUUCUCUCAAAGAUGAUCUACAAAUACGAAUAACGCAGAGUUUUGUAGUUUUUGUAAAAGCUAUCUCCGCACUGUUCCGCUCUUGUUGUAUUUCUCAGCACAAAUUUAGAGCUUAAUUACAGUAGUUAGAUUUUAGAACGUCUUUAACAUCACCACUUUCAAAUUGAUGUUCGUAUCAAACUCUUCCAGGAACGCCUCCAGAACCGACAAAUUUUACACAUACAGAUGUCACACAAACCAGAAUUGACUUAAGUUGGAACAAACCAAUUGGCCACGAAUUCUUCGUCAUCAAUGGCUACAUAGUUAGCCAUAAAACGACACCUGAAACACAAUUCAAAACUCAGAAAAUAACAUCAGGAGAGUUAAAUGUAGUGUUGAGUGAUCUGCAGGGCGAUACAUUUUACGUGAUUACGGUUCAUGGAUACAAUGACGAAGGCGAUGGGGAUAAACUAAGAAUAGAAGUUACAACGAAAGACUCUCCUAGUUCGUGUAAGUAUCGUGAAGUCAAUGUUUUAAAACCUUUAUAAAAACUUUAUUCCAGCGGUCGCCUGAAGGGAAUAAGUUGCGGGAAAUGACCUAAAUCAAUAUCAGAGAGGUAGAUACGGGGGGAAUAGGGGACGGGAAAGGAGGUCCGAACCCCAAACUUGCAUGACUCAGUAAUUCUGUAAUUCUAACAAAACUCAGGAGAAACGGCGAGGGGCAUAAUAACCUCGUAAUGUUUUCAUCUAUGACAUAAAAUAUACUAAAUCUGUGGCUUUCAGGUGAUAAUAAAAUGGGUCUAAAAUACCUAAAAAUAGAAAAAUUUCCCUAGCGAACAUUCUCGCGGAUUGCCGGGAGACUAGAUCUCUCCUCCCAUUCGACGUUUGCUACGCCCAUAACCACUUUUUAUUUUACAGCUAACUUGGUAAUUAUUAUUGCUGCUAUCAUCGUGGUCGUCUUGCUGUUUAUUAUCUGUUUGGUAGUUUUCUUUCAACUUAGAAAACGAAGACAUCAUAAACAGGUAUGAGGAAAAUUCUUAUGGAGUUUGAAAUAAAGUGAAUAGAAAAAUGAAAGUGUCUUGGUCGAAGCAAAGAAAGAAUUUGAUACGUUGUGAUUACAUUUGAGCAUUUUAUAAUUUAUUUCUUCUUUUUUGAUCGACAUCUUGUUUGUCGUACUCUGUCAAUAAAAUUUUAAUUGCAAUAAAAAUAAAGGACCUAAGUAGUGAAAAUAUUAAAAAUCUACAAUGUACAAAGAAUGAUGUCGAUUGGGAAUCGAUUUAGAUAAAUUUGGUGUUACCACAGCCUCUAGAGUAAUAAGCCAUAUUAUUAUAUGACUUUUCAAAAUUCUCUAUUCUGAUUGGUUGACAAGCGGUCCGUAAAAACCCAUAUCCGGACCGUGGUCCGCAUUUUCCGUAUCUGGACCGGUGUCCCAGAUGUCGUUUAUCUGGCGGGAAAUUUUUGCUUUGCAAACAGAAAACAUUUUUGCUUUUUAAAUUUCCAAUUGUGCUGUACAGAUAACAAUUUGAAACAACCAAAUUGUUUUUGAUUGAGCAUGCAUUCCUAGCGUAUAUUAGAUAGCUUAAGAUCUACGACGUCAACGUCAGCUAGCACGUCAGGGCUAUGCAGAGGACUUGGUCUAGGAUGUCGUCCUAAUGUAGUCUCAGUCCUCUGCUUAACCCUGACGUCCUAGCUCACGUCGACGUCCUAGAUGUUAAGCUAUCUAUUGUUACGUACCCAGUGAAACUGACGAUAGCCGAUUUAAUUCGCGCGAAAAGCAUAUGCUCACAGACUCAGUUCAGCCAUAUAGUGAACUGUGAAAUAUCAGACCUCUGUUUUUUGCAUGGAUCUCGGUUCUUCGUCGCUCUGUCCAUACUAAAAAACCUCGGUCUUGAUAUUUCACAUUGUUUAUUUCGCUCGUAUAAAUGGCACAAAAACAAUAAUUCGUAACCUUUUUGUUUUAGUCCCGACAGAGAGCAUACGCACAACCACGUUUCGGAAUGAAUUUGACUCGAUUGCCAACCCGGUGGACGCAUCAUUAUAAUUAUGAAGACGGAGAUGAAGAGGCCAGUGCCAGUGGCUCGAAAAGACUUUACCGUUAUUAG
Molecule: messenger RNA, 22870 nt
Organism: Paramuricea clavata
Lineage: Eukaryota; Metazoa; Cnidaria; Anthozoa; Malacalcyonacea; Plexauridae
Source: the annotation of a GenBank genome assembly